UUUCUCUUUCAACGAUUAGCAUGUGACCCCUGUAUGACGUCAAUCUUGCCCCUGUGAUUUGGUAAUGUCAUAGGGGUCGCUUACACUAGACCUACUAGUACACCACCGCUUUCUUCGUCCAACCAGCUUUGACAAAAACCAUAAUGGCAACCUGCAGUGGAUGUACCUGUGCCAGCGAAUGCCCAGCUUGUGGCCCCUCAGGGACCGGCUGUGCUUGCCCAAAGAACCAAUGUAACUGUCAGAAAUGUGUCAACAGCGCACAUUCAACUAAAUGCUCUUGCGCUGGUAAAGGGGAAGAUUGUGAAUGUUCCAAGCAGGGUCAAGCGUGUUCUUGUGAGUCAAAGUGAUGGACCCUGUUGUUUGAAAUGAGUAGGAUGGAGCGAAUUCAGAUCUGAGGCGGCGCGAGCGUUCGAAGUACAAUGUCUGUCUGUAUAUAUUGGUAACGAAACUUGAAACAUU
Molecule: messenger RNA, 459 nt
Organism: Suillus subaureus
Lineage: Eukaryota; Fungi; Basidiomycota; Agaricomycetes; Boletales; Suillaceae
Exons: 3
Coding region: 144-347 (67 amino acids)
Source: RefSeq, a predicted model, not a curated record